UUAUCUGUCAACAACUGUCAAAUCAGCGAGUGACGUAAAUAUAAGGAAAUUUGUGAUCCACGUUCUAUUUUUGUUUAUUUUUACCUAAAUUACGUAAAAUACAAGGUGCAAUUUCUGGAAUCUUCAUCUAUAAUGUACAUUUGCCACCAGCAACAGUGAGCAUUACUCAGUAACAGAAGUAGAAGAACUUUAUAAACACAAAGAUAAUCGUAACGGGUCUCCCGUUACUUUUACCAGGAAAAUCUAAUUAUGCCUCAUGAUUUUAAAGACCUGGGUGUGAGGAAAGCUCUGAUGGCUCCCUUAUCACCCACCCCAUGCGCGGAGAUCAGUGAUGAUGAGCUGGUGUCCAUCUCCGUGCGAGACCUCAACCGUCAGCUGAAGAUGCGAGGGCUCACAAGAGAUCAGAUUGUUAGAAUGAAGCAGCGCCGGCGCACGCUCAAGAACCGAGGCUACGCAGCCUCCUGCCGCAUCAAGCGCAUAGAACAGAAGGACGAACUGGAGACUGAGAAGAGUCAGGUACUUACAUAUGAGUGGCAUGACAUGGAGCUGAUGCAGGAGGAAAACGCCCGCAUCCGUGAAGAGAUAGACGCGCUGCGAGGCAAGUACGAUGCCCUCAAGAGGUUCGCUCACAUGAAGAACAUACCACUCCCGCCGGAACUUGAAAUAUUACCUUGAAAUGUACAUUAACAGUAUAGUAACAUAAGGGUAAUUCAUAAUGGGGAGAUUAUCUACCACGACAGCCAAAAGGGCGUCUUGUUGGUCAUUAUAUCAUCACUUUAUAGUCUUCUGCCGUCAGGUGGAUUACCAACCCCAUCAACCCUGGUGUCAGGGUUACUAUAGACCUGCCAAAGGCCCCUGACAUUGCUCAUGUAACGACUACUAACUUACAUAAAUACAUCAGUAAGUAGUAACCGGGACCAACGGCUUAACGCGCCUUUCGAAGCACGGAUCAUCUUACUUCCGCACAAUCCGGUGAUCAGCCUGUAAUAUCCUAACCAAGCUAGGGAUCACAAAAUGAUUUUUGUGAUAUAUCCCCACCGGGAUUUGAGCCCGGUACCUCCGGAUCGUGAGCUCAACAAUCAAACCACUGGACCACGGAUGCCGUUAUAGUUUAAACCACUAUAAGCGCCCUUUUGAAAAUAUCCCAAUCAGGGUAGUCAGAGGUACAUCCAUCGCAAGAUGUACUAAGUACCUACACCUCACCAAGCUUUCCGUUAGAGUCUAACUGGUCUAACAGUUAGACCAACGUGAUAGGUGAGCCGUAUCGCCGUCUGUAACGGAUGGUAGCCUUACCUGACUUUUUAAAAUAGCAAUAUUUUUAUUCGCUCUUUGCUAAAAUACUUUCGUAAGGCACUGUAAUGUAUUUAAAGAUGGAUUUAUUAAAAAUACAUUUAAAGCAUGUUCCUAUUUAUAAAUUAUUUAAUAUUCACACGCGGUUGAGUGAGGGCUUUAUUUUUGCUGAAUACAAUAUAUCAAUAAAUAUACUUUUAUUCGUAAAUUUAAUACAAUUAGUCACUUAUAAAUUAAAAUUGCAAUCAAUAAAUAAAACAUAUUUAACAAAAAAAAAAACAUUAAAUAUAUAAUGACAAUGGGCACUUUUGUAUGAAACUUGGUCCAAGAACCUCCACUGAUGAGACUUAUAUGUAAUGAAAGCUUAUGCUUUUCCUAUGAUUCUGGCAAAGUUCUAUCAGAUUCUGUCCCGGGGUUCUUUUUUUACGGCCAUGUUUGUCCUGGCUAAAAAUGUGAUAAAAUACAGUGGGAGCUAAAAUCGACUCAAGAUUUGUUGCUGGAUAACUAAGUCCACAUAAAUAAUUAUGUAUCAUAUUGUAUAUCAUUUUAAAGAGGAUCUUUUCCAGAAUCCGAAACAUAAAAAAAUAAACAAAAAAAAAUUUUUUUGUAGGCGAAUUAUAGUCAAUUUGCAUCUGCAGCGCCAUUGUUUCUCGGUAGCUAAAUUCAAGUUUCAUGCCUUUUACCCCUUCCAAAAGUAUCUUACCGAUUUUUUUUAUUUUGCUUCCGGAAUUUGAUCUGAGUGAUAAUAACAAGAAAAAUAAAUAAACACCUCUCCGAUAGAGACCGGCUAAGCUAUUGCCUAUUGCAAGAAAUCGUCAUCAUUAGCAAGUCAUUACGGUAUUGCAUAUAAGCUUAUCAGCAACUUGGAACUUGGUCCAAGAACCUCCACUGGUGAGACUUGCAUGUAAUGAUAGCUUAUACUUGUCCUAUGAUUCUGGCAAAGUUCUAUCAAACUCUGUCCUAGGGUUUUUUUACGGCCAUGUUUGUCCUGAGUGUACAGUAGUGGACUGCAAAAUCACCUCAGGAUUUGUUGUCAAAAAACUAUUUAACUAAGUAUAUACAUAAUUAUAUAUCAUAAUGUAUAUCAAUUUUAAAAGGGAAGGUUAUCAGAAUCAGAAACACAAAUAAAAAAAUGCAUUAUGUAAACGACUUUUAGCCAACUCACGUCCGUAGCACCAUUUUUCUCAGCAGCUACGUACGAGUUUCGCGCCUUCCAACCUUUCCAAAGGAGCCCAUUCUUUUUUUCAUUCUUCUGAUAUUGCAUUCUUAACCUGACAAGACUAAGUGACAACAACAAGAAAUAAAAUAGAUACCAUUCCGAUAGAGGCCGCGUAAGCUAUGGACCUAUUGCAAGAUAACGUACUCAAAGGCUAGUCAUUAUAAUCCAACAGACGUAACAUGAUUAAUAUGCGGCGGGACGGAAAUGUAGUACAUCGCCUUAUGCGAAAGAGACGAAAUAUGUGUCUCUUUAACACUAACAGUAUACAGCUUAGUACGAGAGAAACAAGAAAUAAGUCAUUCUAAUCAAGAUGCAAUACAAUGACUCUAUUGUAUACAAAAGAAACACAUUUAUUAAACAAGUUCAGGCAAUAACUGGUGCAAAAGGCGGCUUUAUUGCCAAGGUAGCAAUUACUACCAGGCAACCUUACGUUUACGAUACGUUUGUUGUACCAUUCGGCAUUGUUUAUAAGACAAGAUAUAAGCCUGGAUUAAUAAAACAAGAUUGUGGUGAAAGAAAACAUACUACAUUUGCGUCCUCCCGCAUUCUAAUUAUGUUACGUCUCUUGGAUUAUAAUGACUAGCCUUUGAGUACGUCAUCUUGCAAUAGGUCCAUAGCUUACGCGGCCUCUAUCGGAAUGGUAUCUAUUUUAUUUCUUGUUGUUGUCACUUGUCAGGUUAAGAAUGCAAUAUCAGAAGAAGGAAAAAAUGAUUGGGCUCCUUUGGAAAGGUUGGAAGGCGCGAAACUCGUACGUAGCUGCUGAGAAAAAUGGUGCUACGGACGUGAGUUGGCUAAAAGUCGUUUACAUACUUAAUGCAUUUUUUUUAUUUGUGUUUCUGAUUCUGAUAACCUUCCCCUUUAAAACUGAUAUACAUUAUGAUAUAUAAUUAUGUAUAUAGACUUAGUUAAAUAGUUUUUCGACAACAAAUCCUGAGGUGAUUUUGCAGUCCACUACUGUACACUCAGGACAAACAUGGCCGUAAAAAAACCCUAGGACAGAGUUUGAUAGAACUUUGCCAGAAUCAUAGGACAAGUAUAAGCUAUCAUUACAUGCAAGUCUCACCAGUGGAGGUUCUUGGACCAAGUUCCAAGUUGCUGAUAAGCUUAUAAUAUGCAAUACCGUAAUGACUUGCUAAUGAUGACGAUUUCUUGCAAUAGGCAAUAGCUUAGGCGGUCUCUAUCGGAGAGGUGUCUAUUUAUUUUUCUUGUUAUUAUCACUCAGAUCAAAUUCCGGAAGCAAAAUAAAAAAAAUCGGUAAGAUACUUUUGGAAGGGGUAAAAGGAAUGAAACUUGAACUUAGCUACCGAGAAACAAUGGCGCUGCAGAUGCAAAUUGACUAUAAUUCGCUUACAUAAAGACUUUUUUUGUUUUUUUUUUUAUGUUUCGGAGUCUGGAAAAGAUCCUCUUUAAAAUGAUAAUAUAUACAAUAUGAUACAUAAUUAUUUAUGUAGACUUAGUUAUCCAGCAACAAAUCUUGAGCCGAUUUUAGCUCCCACUGUAUUUUAUCACAUUUUUAGCCAGGACAAACAUGGCCGUAAAAAAAGAACCCCGGGACAGAAUCUGAUAGAACUUUGCCAGAUUCAUAGAGAAAGCAUAAGCUUUCAUUACAUAUAAGUCUCAUCAGUGGAGGUUCUUGGACCAGAUUCGCCCAUUCUCCUUUAAGACAUUUUGUAUCACUCUAGAGCGAAUAAUAUUUCAUUUCAUUUAUAAAAAAUAAAUAAACAGAAUAGAUGAUGAUUAUGUUGAUAAGAUUGUGAAGAUGAUCGUUAAAAUAAUAUCCUAUCACGUCACAGAAAGCUCAGGUGAAGCGUGGAUACUUAGUUCAUCUUGCGACAGAUGUAGGUACCUCUGACUACACCAAUCAGGAAUACAGUCGUGAACUUACAUUAUGUUAAAAUAAUAAAGCGGACUUGGUAACUAGCAUUAGAUAUUUACAAAAGGGUAGUUUCCUAAGUCAAAGAUAAAUGAUGAUAUUCUGAUUGCUAAAUAAAGACAGAUCUGAAUGUGACAACAAACUUCUAUUUAACGUUAUUUAUAAAUUUUAAUAAACAGAAAUGUAAUAAUAAAUGCGACAUUUUGUCACGUUUUUCUAUGACGUUGUGACAUUUAGUAAAAGGUAUCUGAUUUAUACAUUGUUUUAAGUUUACGCGGUUAUUGGUGCUAAUUCCUGUAAAUACCAUCUAAUUUUAUUUUAAGUUAUAUCUGUCAUUUUCUUAUCCGCCGAAAAGGAAAGGGACGGGUAAUUGACAAGCAUAAAAUUUAUGGAACACACGUCAAUUUUAAGCACAAAUCUAAAACAACCGUCUAAAAAUUUUACAUCAGUCAAUAACCCGACACAGUUAAGUAGACAGCACGUCAAACGGAUUGCAUACCAGCGACGUACCUUUUGAUUCGCCCGGGUUAUUCAUUCAUUUACUCAUUCUUCCUAAAAUUAAGAGCUGUGAAUCAUCCGUCCCUUUCCUUUUCGACGGAUAUGAAACUGACGGAUAUAACUUAAAAUAAAAUUAGGCGGUGUCUGCAGGAAUCGGGGCCAAUAUCAUAAUUAAAACACAUAAUAACGGGUUCUUACCGCGUUUAAAGGGAUAUGAGACUCCCGGGACUCUUGCUUAAACCGCGGAAAGAACCCGUUAUUAUGUGUUUUAAUUAGGUAUCUGAUUUGACUAGAUGGAAACUACCGUAUUGCUAUUAAGUGAUAACAUUGUACCUAUCGUAUAUAUUUUAUUUACAAAAUAAAUAUAAGAAUUAGAUUAAGGAGA
Messenger RNA from Pectinophora gossypiella (pink bollworm), 5265 nucleotides. It is a transcript of the gene maf-S, whose product is annotated as transcription factor MafK. Gene Ontology annotation, cellular component: nucleus. Bases 250 to 675 code for a protein of 141 amino acids. Gene Ontology annotation, biological process: regulation of transcription by RNA polymerase II. Gene Ontology annotation, molecular function: DNA-binding transcription factor activity, RNA polymerase II-specific; RNA polymerase II cis-regulatory region sequence-specific DNA binding. The record is from RefSeq and is a predicted model, not a curated record. Lineage: Eukaryota; Metazoa; Arthropoda; Insecta; Lepidoptera; Gelechiidae. The transcript has 4 exons.